AAUUAACAGGCUUUAUUCCCUGGUUGCAUGGAGACUCCCUUUCUCUCUCUCCCUCUCUCUCUCUCUUUCUCUUUCCAGGUGGAGUUUUCAUUCCCCUAAGGAUGGAUAUCAUUCUCUGGCAAAGAAAAAUCCACACCUCUUUCUCUCUCUCUCUCUCUCUCUCUCUCUCAUACUCACACACGCGCACGCAUACACACACACAUACACUCACACACAGAGGGAGAGUCUUUCAGUGCACUCCCAGCAUCUGAGCUCCUGCUUCUUUCCCUCCUGGAUGUGUGACUUUCCCUGCAAUUUCUUUCUAUUACAGCUCUGAACCUGGAGAAUUUUUUUCUUUAUUAUUAUUGCUCCUUUUCCCUUGCACAUGUAGCUGUGCCUGGCAGCUCUCUCAGCUCCCAACUUCAUGCUGUGUGCUAGAAUAGAGAGCUAUUUCCAAAGACUAGAAUCACCCAGCCCUCCUCCUGCUUCCAUUCAAAGAGACACAGAAGCCAAGGGAGGGGAACGGGCUGUGAUGCCUAUUACCUAUGAAGAAAUCAGCUGGUGCCUUUCUCUGUCUGGUCUUCCUCCCUCUUCAGUUCCAGGACUUUGAGCAGCUACAGCCAGUAGCUGCAGGGAGAUGCAGCUGACUAAAGAUGCGAUGAAUCCCGUAACCAGCUCCAAGGCUACCUGACAGAGGUCAAUGGCUGCUUAGCAAGGGGCUGCAUGAUUAUGCAGAUAGAUCAACAUGCCUCUAGCAGACUGGUUUCUUCGCCACUCAGUUACUAUGUGGGUGCUCCUCCAGAGCUUUGUUCUGAUUGCUUUUUGCUUCCAUUCAGCUACCACUUUCCCAAAGGGUUGCUACCAUGCAGAAGAAAAUGGCUACAAAACCAUCCGCUGUAGCAAUGCUCAGCUUGUGGAGAUCCCUAAAGACAUCCCCAAUGACACCAGAAAGCUCUUCCUGGACUUCAAUCACAUCACUUUCCUCCCCCAUGAUGCCUUUCGGAACUUGCCAUUAUUGCUGGAAUUGGAUCUGUCCCACAAUGCCAUUACCAGGAUGGAGAUUGGGGCUUUCAGGGGCCUGUUGGAGAACUUGCAUUCCUUGGACUUGUCCUCAAACAAGCUGGUGUCAGUCAACAAGGACGUCUUUAGCAACCUGAAGGCCAAGGUCAAUCUCUCCAGCAACCCUUGGCUGUGUGACUGUAAGCUCCAGGAACUGAUUGGGAAAGUAGACCUGAUGGUUGGCUCCUCAGGGGGCAUUGUAUGUGAUUCCUCUGCCCAGGAGGAGCAUGUUGGCAAACCAUUCCUGCAACUGAUCACAGAUAUGGACUUCUGCAGUGUUUACAAAAGGACCACAGACAUAGCCAUGCUGGUCACCAUGUUCGGCUGGUUCGCCAUGGUGAUCUCAUACUUGGUGUACUAUGUCCGGCAGAACCAGGAAGAUGCCCGGCGUCACCUCGAGUACUUAAAGUCCUUGCCUAGCAAGCAGAGGAAGUCAGAAGAGUCUUCCACCAUCAGCACAGUGGUGUGAUUGACUAAACUUUCCCUCUCUGCCACAUCCCACCAAACUGAGGUACCCAGAUGAAUCCAUGGACAGACUGCCACUGCAUUUAAUGGGCUUUCUCUCAGCUCCAGGGACAUGCAAUGUUAUUAAACAUAAUCAACAACAACAACAAUAAUAAUAAUAAUAAUAAUAAUAAUAAUAUUUUUUUUUAUCUCUGGAAAAUAACAGAUGGCUUCAGGAGACCCAGCCUAGCCCACCCAUGUUUGCUCAAAACAAAAUGGGAGCAAAAGUGGCUUGUUUUUUUUCCAAGAUUUUGCAGGACAAGAGCCAAGAUGGCUCCAAUACUGAACAAUUAGCAAGUAACGAGUGGAUGCAGGAGGGAUUUGGGCAUCUGUUUAUUGUGCUGAGUUCAAGUCCCAGUUGGGAUGACUUAUGGUGAAUGAAGUGUUAGGGAGAAGUUUUUUUACAGAGGGAAAACAAAAGAAACAUGGAGUGUUCUUCUCAAACAUUCAGUAAUUACUCGAACUAGUCCCCUUUCAGCUGUUAAACUUCAUUUUAAAAGUGUUUUAUUUACUUUACAGAAAUCUAUCAGGGCAUUUUUAGAAAAUCAAUGUUUCAGCUACUUUCUGGCUUCUUCCUUUGCUGUCAGCAAGGGAUGUUUCCAGCAACCCUGGGAAAACCCUGUGAUAUUGCAGAAUACUUGAAAAUUGGAGAAUAGUAUUUUAGCUGAACUGUACACUUCUCUUGGCUUUGAGGAAUGCUGUGCAUCAGGUUUAAGGCAGAUCUCAAUUGCAGGAGAGUGGUAUGGGCUAAUCUCCAUCAGGAUCAUGAAUUCAAACUGUACUUAAAACAUUGUUUCCUUCUUCCUUCUAAGGGCCAGUAAAUUCAACAGGAGCAGAGUUUGUUCAGCUUCUCCAAAGCUUUGGCCUUACGAGAGAUGCAAAGAAGAAAGGGAUUCUGUUCUUAGAGAUGGCUGAAUCUGUUAGGAUAAAAUAAAAACCUUUCCCUGCCCCUAAAAUGCUCCCCCUCCCCUUCACCCCAACCUUUCUUGUAGAAGCAAAUCAGAAAUGAACUCGUCAGUGUUCUGGAAUGUUUAUUAUACUUUCACGGACUGGAACUAGAUAAUGUCAAAAUGCCAUGUGAAAAGCCAUUCUCACAGCUAGCUUAGCCAUAGCAGCCACACUGAAAAUUACCCAAGGGAACUUGCCCUUAUGAGAUUUUUCCCCUGUCUACAGGCCAGAAGAGUCCCAUUUUGAGGCUUGGAUGCAGUCAUGGGCAGGAGAUGCACACAGCAGGUACAGGUACUUGAUUGAACCCUGUCCUGGUGUGUGAUUUGGCACGUGCAGUGAGAGAGGGAAUGCUUGAUGGUAUAUGAGCAUCUCUUUUUUUAAUGUAUGGGUGCCAGACCUGAAAAAUGAAUAGAUUGAGCCUGAAAUCUUACCCACCCCACCACCUGCCCUCCAUCCCAAUUGUAAUGUUGUGCAGUGAUUAAAACUGUAGGGUUUGGGGAAGGGCUUUCUGUGGUUCAACCCUUUACAAGUCAGCCUGCCUCAUAGCAAGUCAUUCUCCCAGCUCCUUACACAUAAUCUGUGGCUUUUACUUCCCCAGUGGCUAUUGGUCAUGGCCGAAAGACCUUGCAUUGAACUGGGGGUAUUCCUCACCAUCCUGCACUUAAUGGCCACCAGAAGAAAGGACUUUGGUCAUCGUGUUUACCUUAGGACUCACAAGUUUGUCGACCUAUCACUGUGACAACAAGUUGGGAGAAGGACAGAUGCAGUGUGUUAAAAUAGGAAGCCACGUUAAGUUCUCUCUCUGUCCCCCUGCUGGCAAGUGGUCUCAAGCUCUCCUAACUCAAGAAAAAACCCAACAGCUCUUCUCUGCAUUUUCAGUAUUGGGCUAUAACAUUCUCUCCUUUUGUGUUGAGAAACAAUGCUAUAACUUUUUGUGAUUAAAGAGGGUCCUGAACCGUGAUGUUUUAGAGCUCAAUUGGCUUGUCUCCCAGGCUUAGGUUAUGUGUAUGUGCACAUUUGGAUCAGAAGUUUUGAUUUGGCCUUUGAUGGGAGGAGGAGAGGGGAGGGUGUCAGCUGCUAAGUUUGAAUCCAGAUUCAGCUGGUCUUUAAAGAAAAGAAGGUCACUCAGAACAAAAAUCUUAAAAGUAACAGCUGGACCUAUUGCCGGUCCAAGAGGAAAAAGCCACACAGCUGUUUUGCAUGGUUCAUCCAUCUUACACAAACAAGAUAAAUUGCCAUAAUGCAACGAAGGCAUGGAAUACAGCUCCUUGAAGUAAGGCUUUGCCCUGAUUUUAGUAGACUUUGAAUCUAGCCCCAAAUCUCCCCCCCUUGCUUAUGUAGUUCUGAAAGCAACCUGACAAUAUAUUAGACCGUUUUAUUGCUAUUAUUAUUACUAUUACAGACAGGCUUUCUGCUGCAAAAUCUGGAUUCAGAUCCUAAUGAAUUAAUUUUUGCAACACUUGGGAUGUUUAGCUAUGGGGCCUCGGUUCAGAUCCUUCUUUAUUUUUUUCAAUCACCUGUUGAGAUCAAAUUAUCCAGAAUUGUCAACAACAAUCUUUGAAUAUUGGGAGAGCAUGAGACGGCAAAUCUUCAAAUGAUGUGGAAGAGAUUUAGAGGCAGGAAGCAGCAGAAGGUCACUUGGUGCUCCUGAGCAGAACUGAUAUCCCACGCACAAAUGGCCUCCAAGCUCAGAUACAGUCAGAGCUGCUCAGAUAUAUUUAGAAGUGCCUACUUUCCAAACCUUUCCAGGUUUCCUGCACCACGCACAAACAUCUUUUGAUACUGUCUGAAGGCACCUGUGUGCUUCCCCUGGGCUGCGCAUUGACGGCAAUGACCAUUGAACAAAUUAUUCCUUUUUAGAUCGAUGCUUUGUCCUGCAUGGAAGUGUGAACGUGGCUGAUUAAAUGAAAUAGAUUGUUCAUGUGACAAAUGAGAACCAAACAUGAAUGAACUGCAUAUUCUACCCCUUCCCCUCACCACAUCCACAUGCACACGCACUCCACAUUCCCCUCAUGUCUAUGCUCUGUUACCAAAUCCCAGACGAAUUCUCAUCUGCUGGGUUGCCUGGUUUAAAACACUGAGGUCAGGGCAUCCUCACCAAGUGGGAGAAUGUUUUGAUAACAUCUGACUAAAUGAUGUGUUGUGUUUAAAUCGGCCUUUUACAUUCUUACUUUAUAUGACAAUAAAGUUGACUUUUACUUUGGA
Molecule: messenger RNA, 4695 nt
Organism: Alligator mississippiensis (American alligator)
Lineage: Eukaryota; Metazoa; Chordata; Crocodylia; Alligatoridae
Gene: LRRC3C
Product: leucine rich repeat containing 3C
Exons: 2
Coding region: 725-1507 (260 amino acids)
Molecular function (GO): protein binding
Source: RefSeq, a predicted model, not a curated record